GCUGGCUGGUCACCACUGAUGGAAGCAUGUGCGCUCGGUCAUCUCGGUGUUGCGCGGAUUCUGCUCCAGCAUCAUGCUCGGGUUGAUGUUUUCGAUGAAAACGGCCGAACGGCUCUCCAUCUAGCUGCUGCUAAUGGCCAUCUCGAGCUUACAGAUUUACUGCUAAAAAAUAAAGCAUUUAGACUUCUUGCGCUUGGUGCAAAUCCAAAUGCUCGUGACGAUAAGGGACAGACACCACUGCAUUUAGCUGCUGAGAAUGAUUAUCCUGAUGUUGUGAAACUUUUCCUGAAAAUGCGACAGAACAAUCGCGCGGUAUUGACGGCAAUUGAUUUGAACGGGUUUACUUGCGCUCACAUUGCAGCAAUGAAAGGAUCACUGGCAGUGGUUAAAGAACUCAUGAUGAUUGAUAAGGCGAUGGUGAUUCAGGCAAAAACAAAAACAAUGGAAGCAACAACACUACACAUGGCAGCUGCUGGUGGUCACGAAAAGAUUGUCAAAAUUUUGCUCGAAAAUGGUGCAGAUGCAGAGGAUGAAAAUGCUGUAUGCUAUUUGUCCAUUUUUUCCGGAUUUCCUGCUAAAAUCACAUUCUUCGUCGACUGC
Molecule: messenger RNA, 600 nt
Organism: Gongylonema pulchrum
Lineage: Eukaryota; Metazoa; Nematoda; Chromadorea; Rhabditida; Gongylonematidae
Source: the annotation of a GenBank genome assembly